UGUUCUUGAUGAGAGGAGGAACAGACUGACAUGUGACAAAGCAGAGAAGUUACUGUUCAUAAAGAAGAACCUGCCACUGUUCCUGAAGGAGCGUCCACUGCGUUUUUGCUGCUCUCAUUGUCACAGCAGUCAAGAUGAUGUGCACCAAGAUACUGACACUGCUUAGUUCACAUCCAUUACGGAGACUUCCAGCACAGACUUGUCUCACCUGCUUUACAAUUAUCCAGAAGGACAAGAGAGCUUGCAGUACAGUUUCGCUUGCAUCAGGAUCCUGUUUUAUCAAGACAGACUUUCAGAAACAGAGAAGGGGUUUGUCAGAUAUUCCUUACUAUGGUCUUAACAACAUGAGAUCUUUCAGCCUGAGUCCUGCAGGAAUAGUAAGUGCAGCUCCAGUGUCUGUUCAGCCGUACCUCCGCUUAAUGAGAUUGGACAAACCGAUUGGGACGUGGCUGUUGUAUCUGCCGUGUACAUGGAGCAUCGGGCUGGCAGCAGACCCGGGCUGUCUGCCUGACCUACACAUGCUUGCACUGUUUGGGGCUGGAGCUAUGCUGAUGAGAGGAGCGGGCUGCACCAUUAACGACAUGUGGGACAGAGACUUUGACAAGAAGGUGUCCCGGACGGCCAGGCGCCCCAUAGCUGCAGGACAGAUCUCCCAGUUCCAAGCACUGGUCUUCCUGGGAGGCCAGUUGAGCUUAGCACUGGGAGUCCUCUUAUGUCUCAACUAUUACAGCAUAGCCCUCGGUGCCGCCUCGUUAUCGCUAGUCGUCACCUAUCCUUUAAUGAAGAGAAUAACAUACUGGCCUCAGCUCGUCUUGGGUUUUACCUUUAACUGGGGAGCUUUGCUUGGCUGGUCAGCCGUGUUGGGAUCAUGUGACUGGUCAGUGUGUCUGCCUCUGUAUUUCUCUGGUGUGACGUGGACGCUGAUAUAUGACACCAUUUAUGCCCAUCAGGACAAAGAGGAUGAUGUUAAGUUGGGCGUGAAGUCCACAGCGCUGAGGUUCCUGGAAAACACCAAGCCCUGGCUGAGUGCCUUCGCUGUGGCCAUGCUGUCUGGGUUAAUACUGGCAGGCGCUAAUGCAGACCAGACAGUCCCGUACUACGUUGCUGUGUCUGCUGUUGCUCUUCAUCUAGCACGACAGAUUUAUUCUUUGGACAUCAACAAGCCUGAGGAUUGCUGGAAGAAAUUCGCCUCGAAUCGUAAUUUAGGACUUCUGUUAUUCUUAGGCAUAGUUCUUGGCAAUUUAUGGAAGAGAAUGGAAAGUCAGUAUGAAACAAUCAAUUUUCCUUCCUAGAUUAAAAAAAAAAACCUGUUUAUAUGUAAAUAAGAAUAUUUCAUUAUUCAUUUUAAAACAUUUAUUAAACCGUUAUAAUACUUCCUUAAAAAAAAAAAAAUCCAUGUACCAGUAGACAUUAAGAGACAAGUUGCAUCUACAUACACAAAAUCCUUACACCAUUUAAAGAUUUUUUUUUUUAUACAAGGAAUAAAAUAUAUAACAAUCCUAUGCAAGCUGAUCACUAAAUCAAUUCCAGUAAGUAGUUUUAGUAGUCUUAAAGAGAGCAGUAUAGAAGAUGCAGAACAAAAAACAAGGCACAGAAUUAAAAAAGAGAGAUCAAUAUCAUAUGUGAUGAAGGAAGGUGAGUGAAGAAUGUUUGUGAGGAGGUGGUCACGAAGAUGCGCGCUCCUCGUACGGAGAUUCAUAGACGUCCAUGGGGGGGCAGGUGCACACGAGAUGCUGGUCACCAUAGAUGUCAUCAAUCCUUGAAAUUGCAGGCCAAAACUUUGUUUCAGGUCUCACGAAAGGCUGCAACAGGACAAAGACAAUGUUGGUUCCAUUUGUAACGUAUGUAAAUGUUUUGUCGACUAUUCAAAAGGCAUAAUAUGCAUACCAUAGGGAAAGCAGCAGACUCCCGAGAAUAGGGUCUGUCCCAUGUGUUGGAGGCAAUGCAUCCCAGAGAAUGAGGUGCCAUCUGUGGGUGAGCAGAUCAGGUGAAAAUUAAUUUUCAAUCCAAAUUGCUUGAAACUGCCCUCAUUGAAUUCAGAAUUGAAUGCAGAACAUAUUUUAAUUCUGUAAAAAGUAUGUUUAUCCGUUCUUGAGAUAUUACAAAUCAAAGACUGAAAAAAAAAAAAAAGCUUUUUAGAAAACUGCUGUAAUAUUCUGUAUGAGGAUCACAUGGUCCAAAAUGGGCCUCAUUAACCAAUGAGAUCAAAUGUCUCUUAAUACCUUUUUUAAUUUUUCCAAGAUAUUUACAUGGAAAUUGGCAGGUGCAUAGAUGGUUGUAUACUGAAUACUAAUUUGCAUAAUCUGUAAUGCUAAUUAGGCAAAAAUGUUAUAUUGGUACACUUGCUUCUUCCAAGUUUCACCAAAUGCCUUUAUUUGUGCAAUAUAAACCUGAUCUUAACUCUCAUUUAUGCAUCACAAAGAAAAUCAAUUAUAAAAUGUGCAUAAAUAAGCAUUGAAUGUCGUUCACGUUUACCAUUCUCUAUCAAAAUACAAAAGUAUUUCUAAUCCCCUCUUUGUGCUCUGUAGGCCUUUGUAUUUCUCAGUAGGGCCUACUAGUGUUUGUAUGAAAGAAUAUAAAUGAUUCUUAUUUUGAUUAAUAUUCACAGCUUUCAAGACUAACUUAAAACAAACAAUCCCAAUUAAUUGAACUGAAAUGGACACUCGCGCUUCUGACUUCUGGUUUUUUUCCAAAUAUCAUUCCGACCAGACGGCACAGUGAUGUAGUGGUUAGCGCUGUCGCCUCACAGCAAGAAGGUCCGGGUUCGAGCCCCGUGGCCGGCGAGGGCCUUUCUGUGCGGAGUUUGCAUGUU
Molecule: messenger RNA, 2812 nt
Organism: Neoarius graeffei (lesser salmon catfish)
Lineage: Eukaryota; Metazoa; Chordata; Actinopteri; Siluriformes; Ariidae
Gene: coq2
Product: coenzyme Q2 4-hydroxybenzoate polyprenyltransferase
Exons: 8
Coding region: 135-1292 (385 amino acids)
Biological process (GO): ubiquinone biosynthetic process
Cellular component (GO): mitochondrial inner membrane
Molecular function (GO): DNA binding; protein dimerization activity
Source: RefSeq, a predicted model, not a curated record